This is a messenger RNA of Trichoderma reesei QM6a, 1506 nucleotides long. RefSeq lists its product as uncharacterized. The transcript is spliced from 5 exons. NCBI's taxonomy places the organism in Eukaryota, Fungi, Ascomycota, Sordariomycetes, Hypocreales, Hypocreaceae. Gene Ontology annotation, molecular function: heme binding; monooxygenase activity; oxidoreductase activity, acting on paired donors, with incorporation or reduction of molecular oxygen. Bases 1 to 1506 code for a protein of 501 amino acids. The record is from RefSeq and is a predicted model, not a curated record.
AUGUCUGGUAUGCUUGUCACUGGUGUCGUUGCUUGGCUGGGCCUUCUCUUUUACUACCACUACAAUCGAAAGAAGAAUGCAUCUCCGAGUCUCCCUCCGGGUCCUAAGCCUUUGCCCAUCCUCGGCAACAUCUUCGACCUUCCACCACCUGGAAUUCCUGAAUUCCAGCACUGGCUCAAGUUCAAGGAUCUCUACGGCCCAAUCAGUUCCAUCACAGUCCUGGGACAAACCAUAAUCAUCCUCAGCGACAAGCAGACAACGGACGACAUUCUGAACAAAAUGUCGCUCAAGACGUCGAGCCGCCCAAGAUCGUUUUUCGCAUACGAGAUGUGUGGUUUUGAGAACUUCACGUCAGGCAGACCGUACGACGCAACCUUUCGACUGCAUCGGAAGUUGAUGCAUCAGCAAGCAGGCACAAAAGCCAUCGCCUCACAGUACAAUCACAUUCACGAGGUAGAGUCCCGGCGACUUCUGAAGCGGAUGUUAGACGACCCAAAUAACCUGCUUAAGCAUUUCAAGACCGAGGCGGCCGCCAUGAUACUCAAGAUCGUGUAUGGCUAUUCCAUCGACCCAGACGCCACCGAUCCUCUGGUAGAGUUGAUCGACAAGAUGAUGUCCAACUUUUCGGAAGCAAUGUUCAACAGACUAGUCGACAUGAUUCCAGCUCUCAGGCAUCUGCCCGAUUGGUUUCCCGGCACAGCGUUCAAGGAGACAGCCCGGCGAUGGAACAAGAUCAAUCGCGAUACGGUAAACAUUCCAUACUCGUUCGUUGAGCGCCAAAUGGCAAACGGUACCCAUCGCCCAUCCAUGGUGUCAGAUCUCAUCGAACGAUACACCAUGACUGAAUCGCAGAACGGAAAAUUGGAUCGUGACAAGGAGGACGCUAUCAAAUGGGCGGCAGGAAUCUUGUACGGCGGAGGAUCAGAUACUACUGUCGCCGCUCUGAGCUCCUUCAUAUUAGCCAUUGUCCUGUUCCCGGAAGUCCAGCAGAGAGCACAAGAGGAACUCGACAGUUUGCUCGGCACAUGUCCCGAACGGCUUCCGCGCUUCGAAGAUCAGGAACGCCUUCCAUACACCUCGGCUCUUGUUACAGAGGUGCUACGAUGGUAUGGAAUUGUGCCAAUUUCCACGCCUCACAUGGCCGACCAGGAGAUCAUCUAUGGCAGUUACCGCAUUCCAAAGGGAGCCUGUCUGCUUCCCAUAGCCUGGUGCCUUCACCACGAUCCGCUCACAUACCAAGACCCCUUUUCUUUCUCGCCAGAGAGAAUUUGCCCCGGUCGAUACUUGGCCGAUGACAACCUCUUCAUAACGAUUGCGCGGAUUCUAGCUGUCUUCAAUAUCACAAAGGCGGUGGACGAACAUGGAAACCCGAUAGAGCCUCGUGUAGGGUACACGCCAGGGGUGGUUUCUCAUCUGACACAAUUUCCGUCUACGGUAGACCAUCCAUGGGAGAAGAGCGACGUUGAUUCUCUUAAUUUUGAUGCCGAAUUAAUGACCAGCACAUGA